This is a messenger RNA of Didymodactylos carnosus, 219 nucleotides long. Lineage: Eukaryota; Metazoa; Rotifera; Eurotatoria; Philodinida; Philodinidae. The record is from the annotation of a GenBank genome assembly.
AUGCUUAAUCAGAACGGAGCUAAUCAAACUACUGCUGAUUACUCCUUUGUCUUUGAAGGAUCCAGAAAUUUCGGAUCACGCGAUGGAACAAUUGAGCGACGAAUUGUCUUGGCAAUGCUCGAUAGAGAUAAUGGAUCAUCAAAGUCAUCGGACAGCAUCGUACAUACAGCAUUGGAAACGUGUCCAGCCGGAGCAAUCGAAUGGGAGACACCGCGAUAG